AUGUCUGUUAUAACGGUUCUUGGUGCAACCGGUGUUCAGGGCGGUUCUGUUGUCCGAAAAUUAAUCCAGAACCCAUCAUGGAGGGUCCGUGCUAUCACCCGGAAUCCUGAGGGGGGAAAUGCCAAAGAGUUGCUGUCUCAAGGCAUCGAAGUGGUACAUGGGGAUCUCGACGAUGUCGAAUCUCUGAAAACUGCCUUCACGGGCUCUACUGCUAUUUUCAGCGUUACCAACUUCUGGCAAAAUAUCCCUAUUCAUCCAAGCUCACUCAAAGAAAACGGAGAAAAGGAGUAUCAGCAAAUGCUUAACAUAGGCAAGGCAGCGUUCGAGAUUCCCACUCUUGAGCACCUCGUUGUCAGCUCCCUAGCCGGCCCGCAGAAGAUUUCAGGCGGUAAAUACCACGUUCCUCAUAUGGACUACAAAGCUCGUGCAAUUGAGGAGAUCGAGACACGGUUUCCGACACUAGCCGCCAAGAUCACUAUACUUUGGGUAGGAUGGUAUCCGACUAACCUGACUAUCCCACUCCUGCGGCCUUUCCUAUGGCCCGCCACAGGCAAAUACAUUUGGCUCAUGCCAAGCAAACCCAGCGGCAAGCUUCCUAUUGCUGGCGAUGAGUCCCACAACGUUGGUGUUGUUGUAGAGCGGAUUCUCGAACGUCCCAAUCAGACCUUGGGUAAGAUCGUGGGGUUAGUCGUGGAAUAUUUGGAACACACAGAGGUCCUGGAGGUUUGGGAAAAGGUAACCGGAAAGGAAGCUAUCUAUGUAGAGCUGACUGGCGAGGCGGCGGCAGCAUUGAUAGGUCCCGCAGCUAUUGAUCUUGAGGCGCAGUUACGUUUUAGUGAGGAAUAUCCGGAUAUGGGCACAUAUGAUCCAGAGAGGUUUGUGAAGCCGACGGAUAUUGGCCUUGGAGAACAGCUGAUUGGGCUGGAAGGAGCUUUG
Clonostachys byssicola is the source of this 936-nucleotide messenger RNA. The record is from the annotation of a GenBank genome assembly. Lineage: Eukaryota; Fungi; Ascomycota; Sordariomycetes; Hypocreales; Bionectriaceae.